ACGUGGCUCCUCCUUGCGGGCGGAGGCAGGCGGUGCCGCGGCGCCGGGACCCGACUCAUCCGGUACUUGCGUGUGGUGGUGAGCGCAGCGCCGAGGAUGGGGAGGUGCGGCCGCGGCUCCGGGCCGCUGCCGUCGCUGCUGCUGCUGCUACUGUUGCUGCUCGCGGUUCCCGGCGCUGGCGCGGCCCCGCGCUCGGCGCUCUACUCGCCUUCCGACCCGCUGACGCUGCUGCAGGCGGACACGGUGCGCGGCGCGGUGCUGGGCUCUCGCGGCGCUUGGGCCGUGGAGUUCUUCGCCUCCUGGUGCGGCCACUGCAUCGCCUUCGCCCCGACGUGGAAGGCGCUGGCCGAAGACGUCAAAGCCUGGAGGCCGGCCCUGAAUCUCGCCGCCCUGGACUGUGCUGAGGAGACCAACAGCGCAGUCUGCAGAGACUUCAACAUCCCUGGCUUCCCGACUGUGAGGUUCUUCAAGGCCUUUUCCAAGAACGGCUCGGGAGCAGUAUUUCCAGUGGCUGGUGCUGACGUGCAGACGCUGCGGGAGAGGCUCAUUGACGCCCUGGAGUCCCAUCAUGACACGUGGCCCCCAGCCUGUCCACCACUGGAGCCUGCCAAGCUGGAGGAGAUUGAUGGAUUCUUUGCGAGAAACAAGGAAGAGUACCUGGCCCUGAUCUUUGAAAAGGGAGGCUCCUACCUGGGUAGAGAGGUGGCUCUGGACCUGUCCCAGCACAAAGGCAUGGCAGUGCGCAGGGUGCUGAACACAGAAGCCGAUGUGGUGAGAAAGUUUGGUGUCACUGACUUCCCCUCUUGCUAUUUGCUGUUCCGGAACGGCUCUGUCUCCCGAGUCCCCGUGCUCAUGGAGUCCAGGUCCUUUUAUACCGCUUACCUGCAGAGGCUCUCUGGACUCACCAGGGAGGCUGCCCAGACCACAGUUGCACCAACCACUGCUAACAAGAUAGCUCCCACUGUUUGGAAAUUUGCCGAUCGCUCCAAGAUCUACAUGGCUGACCUGGAAUCUGCACUGCACUACAUCCUGCGGAUAGAAGUGGGCAGGUUCCCGGUCCUGGAAGGGCAGCGCCUGGUGGCCCUGAAAAAGUUUGUGGCAGUGCUGGCCAAGUAUUUCCCUGGCCAGCCCUUAGUCCAGAACUUCCUGCACUCUGUGAAUGAAUGGCUCAAGAGGCAGAAGAGAAAUAAAAUUCCCUACAGUUUCUUUAAAACUGCCCUGGAUGACAGGAAAGAGGGUGCUGUUCUCGCCAAGAAGGUGAACUGGAUUGGCUGCCAGGGGAGUGAGCCACAUUUCCGGGGCUUUCCCUGCUCCCUGUGGGUCCUCUUCCACUUCUUGACUGUGCAGGCAGCUCGGCAAAAUGUAGAUCACUCACAGGAAGCAGCCAAGGCCCAGGAGGUCCUCCCAGCCAUCCGAGGCUACGUGCACUACUUCUUUGGCUGCCGAGACUGCGCUGGCCACUUUGAGCAGAUGGCUGCUGCCUCCAUGCACCGGGUGGGGAGUCCCAACGCUGCUGUCCUCUGGCUCUGGUCUAGCCACAACAGGGUCAACGCUCGCCUUGCAGGUGCCCCCAGCGAGGACCCCCAGUUCCCCAAGGUGCAGUGGCCGCCCCGUGAACUUUGUUCUGCCUGCCACAAUGAACGCCUGGAUGUGCCCGUGUGGGACGUGGAAGCCACCCUUAACUUCCUCAAGGCCCACUUCUCCCCAAGCAACAUCAUCCUGGACUUCCCUGCAGCUGGGUCGGCUGCCCGGAGAGAUGCACAGAAUGUGGCAGCUGCCCCAGAGCUGGCAAUGGGAGCCCUGGAGCUGGAAGGCCGGAAUUCAACUCUGGACCCUGGGAAGCCUGAGAUGAUGAAGCCCCCUGCAAACACCACCCCAGAUGUGCCAGCUGAGAGACCUGAGGCAAGUCGCCCCCCGAAGCUGCGCCCUGGCCUCGGAGCUGCACCAGGCCAGGAGCCUCCUGAGCACAUGGCAGAGCUUCAGAGGAAUGAGCGGGAGCAGCCACGUGGGCAGUGGCACUUGAGCAAGCGAGACACAGGGGCUGCAUUGCUGGCCGAGUCCCUGGCUGAGAAGAACCGCCUCUGGGGCCCUCCGGAGGUCAGGCGCGUGGGCCGCAGCUCCAAGCAGCUGGUUGACCUCCCUGAGGGCCAGCUGGAGGCCCAAGCUGGGCGGGGCCGAGGCCAGUGGCUGCAGGUGCUGGGAGGGGGCUUCUCCCACCUGGACAUCAGCCUCUGUGUGGGGCUCUACUCCCUGUCCUUCAUGGGCCUGUUGGCCAUGUACACCUACUUCCGGGCCAAGAUAAGGGCCCUGAAGGGUCAUGCUGGCCACCCUGCAGCCUGAACCACCUGGGGAGGAGGCGGGAGAGGGAGCUGCCAUCUGUUAGGCUCCUUGAGCCCCCUGACCCCGUUCCUUCCCCUCCCACCCCUUGCUCCUUGUCUGGCCUAGAAGUGUGGGAAAUUCAGGAAAACCAGUUGCUCCAGUGAAGCUUCUUGGGGCUGCUAGGACAGAGAGCUCCUUUGACACAAAAGACAGGAGCAGGGUCCAGGUUCCCUGCUGCACAGGGAGGGCAGCCCCGGGCAGCGGGCAAAGGGCAGCUCAGUCCCUGGCCUCUCAGCACCACAUUCCUGUUUUUCAGCUUAUUUGAAGUCCUGCCUCAUUCUCACUGGAGUCUCAGUCUCUCCUGCUUGGUCUUGGCCCUAAAUUGGGGCAAGUGAAGCCAGAGGAGGGUGCCCUGAGCUGGGUGGGCUGGAGUGGAACUCCUCACUAGCUGCUGGGCUCCGCCCACCCUGCUCCCUUCCGGACAAUGAAGAAGCCUUUGCACCCUGGGAGGAAGGACCACCCCGAGCCCUCUAUGCCUGGCCAGCCUCCAGUUCCUCAGACCUCCUGGGUGGGGUUUGGCUUCAGGGUGGGGUUUAGAAGCUUCUGGAAGUCGUGCUGGUCUCCCAGGUGAGGCAAGCCAUGGUUGCUGGGUUGUAGGGUGAGUGGCUUGCUUGGCGGGACCUGAUGAGUUGGUGGCAUGGGAAGGAUGUGGGUCUCUAGUGCCUUGGCCCUGGCUUAGCUGCAGGAGAAGAUGGGGGCUUUCGCUUCUCCCCGUUGAGCUCUGCCCUCUCUGAGCCUGGUCUUUUGUCCUUUUUUAUUUUGGUCUCUAAGAUAAAUGUUCAUCUUUGGAGGGUGCUGGGUAGAAGCUAAGGAGGGGAGUGCCUUCUCUUUCCAGGUUUCACCUUCCAGCAUGCAGAAGUUAGAAGGGUCUGAGGGAGGGGGCAGUGCCUUACACAUGCUUGAUUCCCACGCUACCCCCUGCUUGGGCGGCGUGUGGAAUAAAUUAUUUUUGUUAAGGCAAGCAUUGGUGUGUUCUUUAACUUGCUGCUUGGAGACCUAGUGUCCAGGUCUGGACAGAGUGCAUGGAGACCAACCCCACCUGGAAUGCAGCCAGACUCAAUGUCCCUCAGCACACACGGCUCCUGGCCACAGACUGCCGAUAGAGCUGUCCGUACCCAAACUCCACGGCCUCCUCCUGCACGGGGACAGGCUUCUGGAUGUGCAGCCUUGCCACCCCCUGCCCCAAUCCUCCCUGAGAGCUCCUGCCUCAGCGCCCUGGGCCGGCGAGGGAGGAGCCUGUCUGCACCUGCCUACUUCCAGCUCCUCUAGGAAGGAAGGGCUUGUUUGUCAGAGCUGCCGGGCUGGCCACUCGGUGGGGAGGAGUCAGCCAGGAUUAGAGAGCCUGCCCCUAAUCCGGCCUACUGGGUUUUACAAGGAUCAGAGCCGCAGAUAAUGAACCUCAUUAAGGGGGAGCAGGAGCCUCAAUCCGAUUUGAGGUUUUCUCUUUGACAUCUUCACUCUGCUCAGAUGGCCUGGGCGCUGUGUGGAGCAGGUGGGAUGCCAAGGCCACUCCCGCUAUGGGGCAGCUGAGGAGGGGGAGGGACAGCAGUCUCCCUACAUGUUUCCCUGGACCCCUUUAGCUGCAGUGCCUUGCUGGGCUCCUGCUCCAGGCACCCACCGGGUCCAUCCUCCUGGUUGUGCUCUGCACCUCCUGCUCCCCUGGGCUGGCCCUGGCUGGGGGCCUGAGAGACAGAUGGGAACCCACAAUCAGGACCCAACCCUGGCCUGCAAGAGGGAGACAGAGGCUCCCAGGGCCAGUGCCCUGUGUGCCCACUGGACCAAGGCCACUGAAUAAGCCUGUCCCUCACCCCCUAAGGGCUCCUCGCCCAAUGCCAAGUGCAGGGGAUUUCUGUCAGCAAGCCCUGUGGCUCCAGUGACCCUAUUUCUAAAGCCAAACUCAGUCACCUAGAAUUAGGGCUACGUUGGAAACGCUGUUGCAGCAACCCGGGCGGCACAGUGUGUAGCCCAUUCUCCAGGCCCACAAAGUGGUGUGGACCUCCCACCUCACAGCUGCCUCUGGCAGCCGAGCCUCUUUUCGCCCGGCCCCAGCCCCACUGGUUGAUAAAUGGGUGGGCCUCCUCAGCAACGCGGCUGCCUUUCACCUUGAUUUCCCCAGGGCUCUCCGCAGCAUCGACAAACUAGCCUCGCCCGCCAGCUGGGCCCUCCCCCCACCCAGUCUGCCAGGCUGGGAGCUGGGGCCUGCUGAGUCUGGAAUGCCCUUCUAGAAGGCUUCUCUAGAGGCUCCCCUGGCAAGAGAGGGUCCCAAGGGGAGCCCUGCAUAGCAAAGGCUCCUUGUCUGGGGCAGGACAGAGAAUCUCGCCUGUCUGGUGUGUUAACCUAUUGGGGGCUCAGGAACAAUUUCCUCAAGGAGAUAGUGGCACAGAGCUUUGAAAGAUGAGUAGGUGUUAGCAAGGAAAUAAGGAGGAGCAAGGGUUACGGGCAGAGGAGAAAGCACUUGCCAAGUCAGCAAACAAAAAUUCAAGAAAUUCUAACAAAAACUUUUAAAAAAUGUUAUUAAGGAUUUUCACAGUGCUGCACUGGGCUAGAAACAAGCUGAAACAGAGAUGCGGUCCCUGCUGCUGUGAGGCUUCCAUUCUAGAGGCAAGGACAGGUUAUGAUGAGGGCUCUGAAGAAUAGAGACCAAGCAGGGAGGGUGUUGGGGAGGCUUCUAUGAGACCUGAAGGAUGGGAAGCCAGGAAGUGGGAGGGUGGGGAUCGAGGCUGGAGGGGCCACAGGGCAGGUGUAGAGGGACUGCAGCUCUGAGGGGCUGCUCCAUGCAGCAUGCUUGGAGGUCCAAGAGGGGCAGCCCCACCUUGGGCCAGGCUCCUCUCCAGCAGCCUUGGUAUGGGGUGGGGGCGGGAAGACCCCUGAUGCAGCCCGUCCUCUGGGUAUGGGGGUGGAGGAUAGGACUCCGGGGACCCAGCCAGCCUUGACCCUGGAGGAAAGUCAGGUGGGCACAGAGGGAGCCCUCAAAUCUGGGCCCUGGGUCAGGGUAGGGAUCAAGUCCAGCCUUGAAGAGAAUGGACUGUGGAAUCUGACGUCUGGGGUUGAAUCCAGCUUCCAGCGCUCGCUAGCUAUGUGACUUUGAGCAAGAUAACUUAUCCCCUUGUCCCCAUGUGUCACUGGAGAUAAACUACCCACCUACCAGAUUGUUGUACCACGCUGGGCAAACAAUAAGUGCUUAAUAAUGGUAGCCCACUG
Messenger RNA from Chlorocebus sabaeus (green monkey), 5580 nucleotides. It is a transcript of the gene QSOX1, whose product is annotated as quiescin sulfhydryl oxidase 1. Gene Ontology annotation, cellular component: Golgi membrane. Gene Ontology annotation, molecular function: protein disulfide isomerase activity; flavin-dependent sulfhydryl oxidase activity. Gene Ontology annotation, biological process: protein folding. The record is from RefSeq and is a predicted model, not a curated record. Lineage: Eukaryota; Metazoa; Chordata; Mammalia; Primates; Cercopithecidae.